UCUCACACCCUCUAAUUACUGCAAAAGUGACCACCGCGACGUCCGGCAUAUACUCGGUGAACACGACUAUUGAAUCCCGACUAGCAACAUCUCUACAGUAUCAUGAGUUCCCGGUAUUCGACGUUGGGCAACGGCGCCCACCAGCGAGACUUGCGGACUCAGCUCUUCACACCCCUGGUGAAGCCUCCGUCCAGAACCGCGUCGCCAUAUGACAAAGUGGCGUCGCCACUGGCCAAGCACCAGGAGUCAUACUUGCUGCUGCUUGAAUCACAGAACAACGACGAAAUGGACAGCAUGGGCCAGAAAGUGGCCAUGCUCAAGAACUUAGGGGUCAAGAUGGGUACUGAGAUCAACAAGUCCAUCAAGUUGAACGACGAGAUCACCAACGGGUUCGAGAAGGGAAAGGUGACUUUGAAAAACACCUACAACAAGAUGGUGGUGAUGAGCCAGCGAGCAGGCAUCACCUGGCGCAUGUGGUUGGUGGUGUUCCUCCUUGUGUUUUUGUGGUUCUUCUGGGUGUGGUUGACUUGAGUGAGAGGCUCGUAAGACGAGAGGUGGGAGAUAGACGUCUCAGACUGGAGGUGGAAGAGAGACUCUACGACUAGAGGUGAGAAGAAGACUCUUUCAAGACUUCAUUUUCAGGUCAGAAGGUAACUCUUUCAACACCAAAGUUUUUGGACUCUUCUUACUACAGUUAAGGGACUUCUAACAUGUUAUUGGCCUCUUCUCAGAUUA
Messenger RNA from Suhomyces tanzawaensis NRRL Y-17324, 735 nucleotides. RefSeq lists its product as uncharacterized. The coding region runs from base 103 to 531 and encodes 142 amino acids. Gene Ontology annotation, biological process: endoplasmic reticulum to Golgi vesicle-mediated transport. NCBI's taxonomy places the organism in Eukaryota, Fungi, Ascomycota, Pichiomycetes, Serinales, Debaryomycetaceae. The record is from RefSeq and is a predicted model, not a curated record. The transcript has a single exon.